Messenger RNA from Xyrichtys novacula (pearly razorfish), 5591 nucleotides. Lineage: Eukaryota; Metazoa; Chordata; Actinopteri; Labriformes; Labridae. The record is from the annotation of a GenBank genome assembly.
AUGCUGCUAGUUUUGUCCGAAGACCAUAAAGAACAUCUCUCCUUCCUGCCUAAGGUUGACGCAGCAGGUAACGUACUGACAUGUCACAGAUUCGACAGAUAAAAACAUGCAGGUGAAUAAAACUAACGAAGUUGUGCUCCCUCAGCCAGUUCAGCAACAGCUGACUGUCAGCUGACUGACUGACAGCGCUGAUUGGAAACAUGGGAAGCUGCUAGCCUCUGUCAUAAGAUGGAAACUCACUCAAAAAAAAAGUAAUUCAGUUCUACAGGGCACGUCCGGGUAGUGAGGGCAUACACACACACACACACACACACACACAUAUAUAUGUAUAUAUAUAUAUGCGAAUUGUAUAUAUUCACAUAUAUAUGUGUGUGUGUAUGCCCUCACUACCCGGACGUGCCCUGUAGCUAAUGCAAUAAUAUAUUUUAUAUAUAUAUAUAUAUAUAUAUAUUUUAGGUUUUGAAUUUCCCUCUGGGAUUAAUAAAGUAUCUAUCUAUCUAUCUAAAAGCUUGCUCUCGUUCCUGCUGACUUAUACUAGUGUGAAAUACUUGUGUUUCUUAAGAGUAAUUCAUAUGGAAAAAACAACCAAGUGUAUCCGUAAAGCUGUCAAAAAUUACUGUUGCUGGACAAAGUUGGCCUUUACAGUCGCUCUCCACCAUAGGUUGCUUUUGACACCCAUGAAAUAUAAUGUUUCUUUUUGAAAACCCCUGCAUUUCUGUCUGUCUGUCUGUCUGUCCAUCUGUCCGUCCGUCCGUCCCCUUAGUGGUUGGAGAGUUUGGUCGAAUAGCACUUGAGUUCUUGCGAAGAGGAACCAGCUCCAGGAUCUAUGAGGGAGCAGCCAGUAAGACCUUUUUCCAUACUCACACUCAUACUGCUGCUCAAAUCACUGAACAGGCACCUCUGAACUUUUAAUGGGUAUUACAAAAUGUGGUAUUUCUGCUUAUCUUUUUAACGCAGUAUUAAACUGCAGUAUGCUCCUUCUGAACUGGUUGUCGUAUAAGUAGUUAUACCAAAAUUCCUCUUUGAUAAAACAACCCAGUAAUGAUAACCUGCACUUAAAGUAGUUCUCUUCUCACUCGCUGUAAAAAUAGUAAACACACAGUAGUACCUCUCCUUAAUUUUUACAGUAUCACAAAAUGCAGCCUCUAAAAUUACUACAACUCAAAGCUUUGGGGGGAAUUACAUGACAAUUCCUGGACAGUUUUGACUGUUGACUAUAUUAACUUUUGUGAGCUGAAUGGAUCUAACAAAGUUAGACAGUUGAUUCACGUUGAAGGUUACCAGUUAUGCAGUGGCCUUGAAACAGAGCUCCUCUUUCUGUGGAUUGAUAUUAAAGCCUUUUUAUUCAAAGUACCAGGAUCUAUUGUUGUGACAUGAAUAGUGUAAAGGACAUUUGGUAGCUGAGCUAGCCUCAAAGGUGGAGUCUGUAUCUGUAUGCUUUUUGCCUCUCUCUGGCACCUUGUUGACUGACUAACGUCUUGACCAUAUUCCUUAUGUAUUUAAUUGUUCAUGCAUGGUGGGUGGACUCAAGUAUUGUUCAUUUGUUUGUUAAUUUACAUUAAAGUGUCCUUGGGCUAAGUGGGGUGGGGAAGAGGCCUGAUAGUACUCAUUAUCUUUGAAAUAUAAUGGCACUGAUUUUUGCCAUGCUCUAUCUGAUUCAUGCCCAUUACAGCGUGCAGGAUCAUGCAAAAGAGUGUUUCUUGGUGGCUGGGUUAGCCUUAAAGCCUCUGCAAUAGCAAACCAGUCAAUGUAUGAGGACCAAGGUAGAGUUUUCCCCCCAUUUAUUGUAUCAAAUAGUGUUUAGAUCAUUUGUGGCUUAAAGACAAACAAAAACUAAAUCCGUAUUUUAACAAAGAUACAGGAUUAACUUCUACAAAUACACAGUAGUGACACAAAUAAUCCAUCUAGUGCAUGGUCAACAAGAAAUAUUGGUAAGCAUGGUAUGCGGGUCAACAUGCUUGACAGAUAAGCAAAAACUGAGCAUGGCCUUAUGAUUCCUCAGGUGUGGCCUGAUAAGUUGAGGCAGGAGGUUGUGAAGAACGCAGCAAAUAGUGUGACAGAAUAAAAUCACAUACCCUGCAAUGGAUAAACACAGUAUGGAGUGAAUAUACACUUGCACACCAGGUGCUUUCAAAUCUUUCACACUGUCUUAAAAGUUUUUCUUUCCAAGACUUGCAAUUAAAACCACAAUUACUGACUGCUUACAGGAAAGCUGUGUGUGCCUGUGGAAAUGGUGCAGCAUGGAGUGGAAGGCCUGAUGUUUCUGAUGACAGAGAGCUCCAAACACAUGGUGAUUUACACAAACUUUGAACUUUUUCCUACAUGUGCUACACAUGGUUCAUAAAAACUAAUAUACUCUACAUCAAAUUUAAAGUAACGCUACUGUAAAUUCUUGACUACUCUGAAUUUUCAAGCUUCUAAAAUUGGUUAUUUUAGAUUAGAUUGGUUUAGUAACACAACACUUAAUGCAUCGUGUCAUGGGUAAAGGAGUAUGUUUUCAGAGAAAAACAUCCUGCAUAUUAAUGGGAAAACAACCACACAAUUCUGUAUACACACACCUGCUAAAGACGUUUUAGUGUCUCUUUCCAACAACUUUCAUUUUGCAGUACACCUUGUUUGUGAAAGGCAUUUUUUUUAAAAUUUCCACUCUCGAUUAUUUCAAAACAGUACCCUGGUAAGACUUACAGUUUGUGCAUACCUAAAAAGAUUGUCUGUUGGUUGAAAGCCUAAAUUUGCAUAUUAACUUUAACACUGCUUUGGCUUUUGUUUUGGUUUGGUAACAUUGACUUGUCCCUGUUCUCAUAGAUGCCUUAAUUUUAUUUGGCCCACAGUGUUUUCUCUGGGGGAAAAAAUAAUCUUUGAUGCACCCAACAUACUUAUUGCUGAAAACAAUGUUUUUUAACCACAAUGAUACAGGCCUUUUACCAAAGUAGAUGUGGUACUGUGUAAAAUGCUCAUUGAAAAUAGAAUUUGAUUGUUUUCAUCUGUUUAAACUUUUUUUUGUUGAAAAUAGUGCAAAGAUAACAUGUCAUAUGGUGAAACUAAGGUAUGACUGGUCAUGUAUAUGUGAAACAAUAGUUUUCUUGGGAAUUAAGAUAUAAGACAUUAUCAAUCUAUCGAGCAAUACCAAAAUUGGAUCUGAUUUUUCUACAUGUUCUACUGGCCCGCAGCCAGACUUAUUGGCUUUAGUUUUAUCUACAAAUCAGUGGUGAUUCCUCCUCCAAAAUAAUGCUCUGCUGGCUUUGUAGACCUGUUGACAUCAGUCUGAUUGAUGUUUGUCUAAACCAGUGUGAUUAGCUCACUGGGUGGGCCAACUAGACACUUUAAAAAAAAAAAGAAAAACUGGGACAGAGGCAUGGUUACCAUAAGUUGCAACAGCUUUUUAUUUUCCAACUCUGUAAAUGUACCGGAAAUUAGGGGAGUAGUGUCUGUGGAUUUUAAAAAAUGAAAUGUUUUCCCUUUGUUGUCUGAUAUAUGAUUUCAGCAUUCUUUGUUUCAUGAUACAACAAAUGUUUUCAUUAGAUGACGAGUCUUGACUGCUCACAGGCCAGUUUGCACCUGGGCUCUCCUGCUGUAUGUGCAGAAUCUGAUUUAGCAUUGUUUCGCUAAAAUAUGCAUAGCCUUUAAAAAGACAUUGUGUGGAUGCUCCUAAACCUGUAUUUUGUUCAACAUUAAUGGAGCCUUCACAGAUGAGGACACUAUCUGUGCCAUGAGCACUAAUGCAUUUCCACACCAUCACAGAUGCUGGAUUUUGUUCUAUGUGCUGAUAACAGACCAGGUGGUCCCUCCAGUCUUUGAGCUGAGGAUGUAGCCUCUGUGAGUUCCAAAAAGCAUGUCAAACUUCCAUUUGAAAGACCACAAGACAGUGUUUCUUUUCACCUCAGUUCAUCAAAGUGGGCUGAGGUCUGGCGAACUUGCUGGUAUUUUGAAAUCAUCUUCAUACUCCAGGUUCCUCUUUGCAUGGUUCAGUUAGUUUUAUCCUCAUUUGUGGAAGCAGUAGUGAUUUCAACUCCAGAGUCAUGUCUUUUUUUGAUGCAGUGCUGCCUGAGGGCCUGAAGACCGUUGUCAUUAGGUAGUGGUUUUUAGCCCAGUUCAUCUUGUUUAUGAUUAUUACAGAACAUUAUUUUGAAAUGUUUGUGAAAGACUGCCUCAGCAAACAGUUCAGAGUUGGGAACCUCUCCCCAUCUUUACUUAGAAGAAACUCAGUCUGUUACCUGUGGCAAAUUUACCUGAAUCCAGGUGUUCUUUUUUUAGCACUAGCAUUUUUCAGUUCAGGGUUCGGGUUAAGUUUGGGAAACUUUUUACAUCAAAUGUAAAAUAUGCAUAUAAGAUAAUGUCAUUUUUUAGUUUCAGCAUUUGAUAUGUUGUCUUUGCAUCAUUUCACUGAAUAAUGGGAUAAAAAUUUUCUGCAAACCCUGUUUCUUAGAAUCUGUAGGAGUAACAUCCAUUUUGCCCAGCCUAUAUAAAUAAUGUAAACUAUCUGACAUUAUUUCAAAGUUUUCAGCACAUAUUUAACAUGUAACAGUGACAGAUCCAGUUGUAUAAAUCCCUUUUCAGUGUACACCAUGGCAUUGUAUAAAUUAAAUACCUAAACUUUUUGAGACAGAUUUUUCCUUUACUAUGAGGUACAUAAAAUAUAGCAGUCUGACAACUGAUAGUUGCAUCUUUGUUUGCAUGUUUGUAGAUCUGUGAAGUGGAUUUCCUGGACUCUGUGUUGGUUUUGGGGUUUGGUGAAGAGCUCAAUCAGCUGCUCUUACAGGUGACAAUUUUUUUUAAUGGAUAUUUCCAUGUCAACUGUUCUAAUACAGUGAGUAUGUUCUGAGUUAGUUGAUGGUGAGUUUUCAUUGCAGCUCUACCUGCAGCACCACAGUCAGAUCCGCUGUGUCCUUAGCCAGCUACCUACAAAUAUUCCUGCGUAUCACAACCUGGAAUGGAGACUGGAUGUUCAGGUGCAGUUCUAACCUUUGUGCAUGUGUGUUUGCUAGAGGGUUUUAUAGUUUUACAGUGAACAAGUGUUGAUGAUAAUGAAUAAUGCAUAAACUACAAGAACAUGUUUGCAGGUUAUUUUCAGAAAUGUGUUGUGUUUUUGUGGAAACAUCAUUUAAGGUAUUUAAGUCUCUGAACAACCAACAUUGAAACGUCAGUCAGUGACUAGCUUUUGCUGUUAGAACCUCUUGGUUUGUAGAUUUGUUGUAGGGCAAGAGGAAAGACAGCAAAACUACACUGGCUGAUUCAGAAGUCCUACGUUUGAACCACUUUUUCCCACAUGUACUGCUCUCCUGAAGGUCACUUUGUAUUGUUUAUUGUCCGUAAAAACAGAGAUUUUUUUUUCUCUCUUUUUUUCUUUGUCAUUUUGUACACAUUCACUAACUCUUUCCCACCAGUUGGGGAGUCGUUCAGUCCGGCAUCAGGUUGUCCCAAGGUUGACCAUGCGCCUGCUCCUGACGAAGGACAGUAACAGCACUGAUCACAACAGCAGAAUUCUCCAGACAGACCCAAGCACCCUCCUCCACCUUAUCUCCACACUAGAGGUCGCUCUGGCCGCCAUAAAAAACAGUCAUGCUCGCCGCAUAUUACGCAACAUUAAAUAA